Messenger RNA from Bolinopsis microptera, 777 nucleotides. RefSeq names its product zinc finger protein ZFP2-like. The transcript has a single exon. Gene Ontology annotation, biological process: regulation of transcription by RNA polymerase II. The record is from RefSeq and is a predicted model, not a curated record. The coding region runs from base 1 to 777 and encodes 258 amino acids. Gene Ontology annotation, molecular function: RNA polymerase II transcription regulatory region sequence-specific DNA binding; DNA-binding transcription factor activity, RNA polymerase II-specific. NCBI's taxonomy places the organism in Eukaryota, Metazoa, Ctenophora, Tentaculata, Lobata, Bolinopsidae.
AUGGCAGAAGAAGAACCUAAAGAGUUGCGCAAGGAUAAUCUUAAAAUAGAGAUGAUAGAGAUCGAACAACCUGCUGCUAGCUCAUCAUCUUGUGCAUGUAAAUUGGAGGAUAGCUGCCCUGAAUUUAGUAAUGAGCCCUUCAAGACUGAACCUUCUACAAAUGAAGAUAUGAAGGAAGUGCGUAAUAUGAAUUCCUGUAGCUUAGUCAUGAAAACUGAACCUAUGGACUGCAAACAAUUUCAAUGUGAUCUUUGUCAAGAGUCAGUCGAUCAUUCCAGUUCACUCCGUUCUGACGGGGAAUGUGUUCCUGAUCCUCUGAAGACCAACCCUCAUUUAUGUAAACAUUUAGCUGGACAAAGUUUACAUCUUACCACUCAUAAACCAACUUAUAACAGAGAAAAACCUUAUCCUUGUAGCUUGUGUGACUAUAGAGCUAAAAAGUCAGACCAUUUGAAGAAACAUAUGUUAUCUCACACUGGUGAGAAACCUUAUCCCUGUAGUUUGUGUGACUUUAAAACUAGCAGAUCAGACCAUUUGAAGGUACAUAUGUUUGCUCACACUGGAGAGAAACCUCACAAGUGUGAUAUUUGUAACUAUUCUGCUGCAACUAAAAGUAAACUGGUGAUUCACAAACGAACUCACACUGGAGAGAAACCUUUUCCCUGUAGUUUGUGUGACUUUAAAACUAGCAGAUCAGACCAUUUGAAGAGACAUAUGUUGACGCAUGGAGAGAAACCUCACAAGUGUGUUAUUUGUAAAUAUUCUGCUGCAAGUUAA